Molecule: messenger RNA, 7183 nt
Organism: Porites evermanni
Lineage: Eukaryota; Metazoa; Cnidaria; Anthozoa; Scleractinia; Poritidae
Source: the annotation of a GenBank genome assembly
UACCUUUUUCCAGGAUUUUACAAACACUGUGCUAAUUCCAUUUAUUGCCCAAGUUGUAUACGGCAGGUGUACUUGAACCUGUUCGGGAGAAGUUUGUGUUUGGCAAGUGUAUCACCAUCAGAGUUCGACUGUACACCGCAUCACUUUAGCAGUAUAUUCACUGCUCCUGAUACAGCAGGCACCUAUAACAUCAAGGUAAUCAGUCAAGAGAAAAUGAAGGGAUCAGCCGGUAGUAUUCAUACUAAUGCACACACAUCAAGUAUUCAAAAAUUUAUCUAGCCGAAUUUUUGAAAAAGUUACCGCCAAAUAAUAGACCUACUCUGCCAAGCAGCUUUUUGGGCCACAACAAAGGCAGUAUAAAAGCUAAAAGUGAAACCAUUGCCUUUUUCUGCUCUUUUCCUUUCUUCCUCCUCGUUCUUUCUUUUUCUCCUUUCCUUUUCCUUGCUAAUAUGCAUGAGCUUAUCAGGCGCUAAAAGCUUCCUUUUGGCCCUUUUUUAUUUUUAACGAUCACUCAUACAUCAUCAUCAUAAUCAACAUUGUUAUAUUCGUCAUCAUCACCAUAUCAUCACAAUUUCGUCGAUAUUCUUUCAACAUUAUCAAGCAUCAUCACUACCAUUCUAAUCUUCCCCUUGUAUCUUUCUUUUUUCUCUUUUCUAAUGCCCGUCUGCAACAAAUAGUUAUUCUACAGGUGAUGUUACACGAGACGAUUCGCAACGACGAUUUUUAGCGCAACACAGCGUUGCAACAUUGUUGCGACAUUGUUUUGAAUAGUUACAACAUUGUUCCAACAUUGCAACGCCGUGUUGCGCUAAAAAUAGUCGAUGCGAAUCUUCCCGUGCAACAUCACCUUAACGUGAUAACGAUUCCAAAAAAGAACCCAUCGCGUUUGACACGAAAAGUUCAGGAACAAAUAUCCUCAUGUUUUUCAACCAAGAUAACGUUUAGUGGCCAGAGUUAAGAAAGAGAUGACUUCACCGGUGUACUGAUAGUAAAGCUGAGCGCAAAACUGAUUUUUAUAAUUAUUAUACAUUGUACUCGUUAUCUCUCUUCCGAUUGGCUAGAGCGUACAGUUGAUCUCGGAAAUCAGCGUAACCUACAGAUUAGUAAGUUACCCUAUUUCCUCGAAUAAUAGCCGUCCCUCGAUUAAUCGCCUUCCUCGAAUAAUCACCCAUCCUCACCCCUUUCGCCAUCUUCUCCUUUUAUUACCUCCCUGUCAAGUUGAAAUGGAGUCUGAUCCAGCAAAUUUGAUCAUUGGCGAUUCAAGUUCUGACGCCUAAGAUAAUGACCUGAAAAUUAAUCAAGGGACCAAAUUUGGAAGCCCAUGUUUAGUUUAUUUGAUGUGAUCAUUUUUUGUUUAAUGAGAUGAUAAAACAAAAUAUUUAGGGCACGACUUCCAGUGAGCAGAAUUUAAAAUAAUCGUCUCCCUCGAAAUAAUCGCCCCCUGCCAGUUAUUCGAGGAAAGAAGAUCCACAAGGUUUUUGUGCAAUCCGAAAGAACGAAGAGCGCUCGGACUCUGCUGGUAACAAUUCAGUUAUCUCGACCUCGAUUAUUCCAGAUAUCAACCGAAUCCAAUAAAUUUUUACAAUCAAACGCUAAUUCAGCGAUAUCCGACAAAUCUUCCAAGCUUUUUAUUGCACUCCAUCCCAUAACAAUCAAGUGAUUUUUAUUGUGUGCGUGCAUUUAUUCUUUCUGAUUAGAUGGAGGAGAAACUUGCUUAUAAAUGUGAAACAAGUCGCACUUCAAGCAAGGGAUCAGUUGUUGGGACAGUUUUUAUCGAAGGUUAGAUCCAAACGAUUUAACUAUUAAUGUGAUUUCUUUUCAAGUUAUCUUCACAGUUUUGUUCAGUUGCUUAUUGUUUUUAUCUCAGAGCCUCCUUCCAUAGCGAACAAGAUCGCCCCUCGAACUGUUUUCACUGGAGAUUCUUUUAUUCUUAAUUGCUCGGCAAACGGCUAUCCUACACCUGUAGUCCGAUGGUUUAAAGACGGAAGUUUGAUUUACCAAAAUACCAGCCUAGCGUUCCCCUCUCUAAAUCAGUCAGAUACAGGCCUUUACAUGUGUAACGCGUCCAAUAUUGCCGGAAGCGAUACGUAUGAGGUGCAACUUGUUGUGAGAGGUAGGGAAUCAGUCGCCAAAGUACGUUCACGUCUCAAUAGUUUAUUAUUUUAAGAUCUUAUUCCUCUCCCAAAAACACAACCAUAACUGUAAAACUACCACUACCACACUAUCACUAACACCAACACUAAGUAACAUUAACACACUGACUUAUUAACACUAUUACUAUCACCAAGACUAACAAUACAGCGACAAUAUCAUAAACUUGUAGUAACGCCUCCAAUAACACUGGCUGAUAACAACAUUAACACCAACACUAACAAACCUGAAAUUAACAACGCUAACAAACAUUACCACUAACACUGCUCUACCACUAACUCGAUACCACCAGCACUGGCGUAAACAUUACCACUAUAGCACUAACACUGACAUAAUCACUAACACUAAUAGUAACACUAACAAUACCGCUACUUUACCACUUUCCUCACCACCAAUACUCUACCACUCACACCAACACUAACAACUGUAGCAUGGAGUACUAGACACGAAUUAUGUCGUUCGACUUCAUAUGAAGUAACUUUAUUUAAAAACUCCUACCUAGCAUUAACAUGACGAAACAUGAGAGGGCCUCGAAGGAAGGUUUAUCAUAAGAAGUAAUUCAAAUGAAAAACAGACUGGUUGAUACAUCCCUAUAAUAAUCUGCGAACUCAAUGCUUGUUGAAAAGAAGUCUUUAUAGUAGCGAAAGCGGACAUAAACAAAGAGGCAAAAUACAAAUGAACUAUAAAACCAGCUGUCAGACAACACGUUUAUCCGUGUAGACAAUGAUUAAGUUGGGCCCAGUCAUUCGCAAGCUUUGCGGCCCACAGCUCCCCUACAUAAAUGAUGUCACCAUUUCUGAAAGAUGGAUAUCAUGCAUAUAACCGAUAUUAUAAACAGCUGGUUUUUUCUUUUCUUUUCCAUUCAGAGCGAAGACCUAUUCUUCAACAAAGAGUCUUAAUCCUAAAUGCUUCUGACAAUUUGCUUGCAAAGUAAGUGAUAAAAAUGACAGAAUAUCCCUUCCCCGGAGUAGUUUUAAGACGCGAAGGGGAAUUAACUAUAAUAUAGCUCUGGACAUUCAUUCAGACGUAUGGCCAGACAUUACUGGUCAGUUUGGGUGUGGUCAUAUGGUCAUAGAGAAAAAUUCACCCCUUCAGUGGAGGGGGGGGGCAGGGGGGGGAGGGGAGAGAGGUUGCUGAAAAAUAACACGUAGCAGCUAUUAAUGACAUCUAAUCCUCUCAGACACCCUGAAUUGUCAAUUUCCCAGCAACACUUUCCUUCCAAGGACAAAUUAUUUUUUCCCACAUUUCCCAGCCAGCAAAAUUUUGCCUGUAGAACAGUACAGUACUAGUGCUAGAAGUAGAAGUCGUAAUAUUCCCAUCAUAGGAGUUGAAAAUUCCUCAUUUAUCCAAAACCUCUUAAAAGAAAAAUACAACGACACUACAGCGACAACCAGUGAGGAGUGACCUGCAUCUAUAUACUAUAAUCGUAACAAAAUAACCGUAAUUAAAUUCCUGUGACACGGCGAAAACGCAGAGAGGGAGAGACUUUGGGCGUUGGUGGGCGUUGGCUAAACUGGGAUAAUAAUUUCAAAUACGGUUAUUUAUUUCACUAAGGUUAGUUAUGGAAAUCUCAAGUUAGUUGACAGUGAAGUCCGCAAACCUUAAUUGUUACGGUAUUUUCAUUCGUGCAGAUUGAUACCUAGUGUAGCAAAUACGAGCCAUUGAUGACACGAACUUUUUUGUCGUUUUUAAAUCUUAUUAAAAUAUGUAUAACUGUAUCCGAAAAAUGAACUUGUCAAAAAACUUGCAGAACUUUUUUUCUGUUUCUUUUAAAACACGCAAAUUUCCAAGGCUCCAAAACUGUCCUACCCAGUCGCGCGGCCAAAUUAACAAGUUUGACUAGAAUGAGUGGAAGCAUGUAGAAUAAUUAAAUGCGAAGGAUUUUCGAUGUCGAAAACUUCCCAACAUUGCAGUAAGGCUUCUAAAAUCAACACUGCAAGAAAGUGCCAACUGCCUAUGUUGUAGUGUAUUUUUUACUGUGUUUGUGUUAUAUUUAUUUUAUUUUGUUUUUCUUUGCUUUGUUUUGUUUUGUUUUGUUUUUGUUUUUUUUUUUCACAAUCGACACUUUUUUCUUUUCAGUGAUGCUGUGACAUUUAAAAUCUUUCUCACCCAUGACGCCUUAUCAAGUGACCAUGCGUGGAAUGUAGUAUUGGUUUGGAUCUUACCUCAUUACGCGCGCUUCCUCAGUCACGUACCCAAGAAAAACAUCACCAAUCCCUACCCUGGAGAGUAUAGAAUUAAGGUAGGAUAUAUAAUGGACGACUUUCUUGUUUUUUAUACAGGAUCUAAAAACUUUGCUCCAUAAAAUUCACUAAAAUGAUCUUAAAUUGAUAUCAAGCUUAACUUCUGAGACUAAGUGGAUGAGAAAAUUGUUUGGCUUGGAAUAGUACUGAAAAAUAUUGCUAUUUCCUGCCUUCCUUUUCCCGACAUAUUUUUUUCCACGAAAAGAAAGUUUUUGACUUUCAUUUCUUCUCUCACAGCCAAUUUAUUUUUUAUUUUCCACGAAAGUAAAAUUUUUACAGCCGACAUUUAGAUGUCUUUUUUUUUUCUCGUUUUUGAGAAAUAAAUGAAAACUAAAAUAAAAUCUUUACAUAUAAAGCUUCUUUUCGAUAUGGAUUUAAACCUGUUGUUAAAACGAAAGAAAGAAAGAAAGAAAACAUUGGACCUAGGGGUAGACCGUUUUACAACAACAACAAAAACAACUUAAUUUACAUUUCUCUUAGACUUCGUUGAAAAUAUAUUUCUGCUUUUUUUUUGCUUUUGUUUGGAAAACAGAUUUUUAAAAGUAACAAAAACUGUAAGUAUAAGUUAAAGAAGGAAAUGCCCAGAGCCUAAUUUUUACAGAACCGCAAGGUUUUCGGAUUAUUCUCUAUUUUUUUAUGUAGCUAGACUCACAAACAAAAACAUGCAUGCCAGUAGAAUAAAACAAAUAAAUAAGAAACCAUAUGCCAAGGCAAAGCAAAAGAGGGGGAAGAGAGAGAAAGAAAGAGAUGCAAGUGCACAGCACAGCUAAAGCAGUAGCUUACCUUUUUUGUCCAGGUUGGUAAGAUUGAGCUGACAUUCUCAAGGGAAAUCAACAUUACUGUUCAAAUUGACCCGGAAAGUAAGUUAUCAACGGGAGGUCACUUUCUUUCCAUACCGACCUACAUCAUGUACGAAAAGCGCAUGUCAGGAGAUGCAAAUGAAAUGUUUGUAGGCUCAAUUGAGGCCGUGACAGUCAAUUUCACAGUAAAGGAAAGUAAGUAUAUCUACCAAGUUGGCGUUAUUUGUGUUUUAUUUUAGAAUUAUUUUAGGUUUCUGGGAAACUGCCCACCUACCCCUCCCCUAAAUCAACAUUUUGCCCUAAACGAGAAGUAAUUGUUACUGUUGGCUUAGGGGAGGGGUAGGUGGGCAGUUCCCCAGACACCUAAAUUGAUCCUUAUUUUAACCUCAUUUGCGUGCUUUUGAAAACAAAAGAGUGCCAAUUCACGGGCCUAAACGACGUUGAACGUUUUUACUUACGUGGCCAGUUGAUACACAAAUUAUUCAUGGAACAGAAGAAUACAUAUAAGGUUUAACUCUCAAAGGACUGGUUUGGGACACCAAUAUGGCCGCCGUUUCAUUGUUUUACGACACCAAUAAUUAGGGAGCUUUAGUAAAGGCGUUUUUGAGCGACGCACGCCAACCGGAAGUGAGCACCUCGACACUACCAAAUUUGUAUUUCUAAAUGUCUUUACUAUUAUAGAGACGAUCAGUCCAAAAAUUUUCGCAAAACCACCGUGCAAAAACGAAAAAAUACCACUUCCGGUUGACAUGCGUCGCUCAAAAACGUCUUUGCUUAAGCUCAAUAAUAUGGCGAACGUGACGUCAUGUGAUAACGCUCCAUAAUUGGUAAUAAGGAGCAUCAACAGUCGGGUUAAUUUUCAUCGUUCGUCAGGUACCCCCAGAGGAUUCUUGAUGCACCCACUGUCCAAUGAAGUGUACCUUUGUAAAGAGAAAAGGAGGUAAAGUACUCGCUAGGUAUUGUUAAGUGAUUUGUUUUCAUAUCUUUGUGUAUUGAAUAUAACCAGCGUUUUCCUUAAGAAAAAAAAAUUAACAAAAAUUGUCAUUUGGUUAAAAUUACUGGCGUUUGGGGGAAACACUUUUCCAAGGCUCAGCGAAGUAGAGCUGAAGACCUAAUGACAGACCGUUUAGAACAAAAAAGCGAGGUCUGUAAGAUGAAACAAUCACAGUUUAGUAUGAUAACUUUAAUUUUCUGUUCUCUUUCUUCGACAAGGAGCCUUGAAGUAGGCUAAUAAGUAUAUUAAGUAUCUCUAACAAGAAUAUGUAGAGUAGUUCUUCUCAUCCACGUUGCAUUAGCUUCAUUAUAUUUUGUUUAUCUAUUAAUCUAUUCAAUGACGUUUUCUUUUUACUACCAAUUUCUAGUGAUUUAGACCCCUCAUGCUAUGUUUCGACGGACGGUGUUAAGUGGACCGGUAAGUGCUUUUAAAUCAUCACUUAAUCUUUCACUGCGCUUGAUUAACCCCGGACUGAAUAAAAAUAAUAAAGUAUUUCUUUUCGCGGUGGCUACGUAUAUUACCUGACCUUAAAUUUAACAUGGGAGCAAUUGGCGAAUUCGAAUUUAUUAUUUCAGAAGUUUGAUUAUCAUGUAACCGUUUUGCCCUGCGCAGGGAGUACUACGAUGACCACGAUUGAAAUGAAACACUGAUCUCUGCUUCAAGAUUUACUACCAAUUUCGUUUUUAUCUUUAGGAAUUGACCGGCGAGUUAAGAUAAUCCUUGGGAUGACUGUACGUGGCUUAGAGAAAAUGAUUUUCGCCAAAACGUCCGAUAACCAGUGUCACAUGUUCAGUGUGAAUGGCCAUUUUUGGAGUUGUAUUGUUUCCGAAGAAUGGGAAAAGGAAUCAUCUUCAGAGGAUUUUGCGCAUGUUGUCUAUGUUCCCCCACAUCUGAAAUCCGAGACUCCACAGGAUGGUUUCAUUUUCACUAAAAAAGAUGGAACAGUUUCUUAUGGGGGUAUUAAAUGCUUACGUAUGUUUAAAACGCUGGCUUAA